Molecule: messenger RNA, 2743 nt
Organism: Condylura cristata (star-nosed mole)
Lineage: Eukaryota; Metazoa; Chordata; Mammalia; Eulipotyphla; Talpidae
Product: protocadherin beta-4
Exons: 2
Coding region: 184-1683 (499 amino acids)
Biological process (GO): homophilic cell-cell adhesion
Cellular component (GO): plasma membrane
Molecular function (GO): calcium ion binding
Source: RefSeq, a predicted model, not a curated record
AGCAGAGUUGCCAGCUGUACUGGAUCACCAACCAGCUUAACUGGGUUACCGGAUGACUUUGAGCAGCGAUAUACUAAGUGAAUUUAGGAUUAAAAGCAACUUUGAAGGGACUGAAAACAAGAAAUAUAUCUGAUCUUUCUUGCGGUUGCUGAAGGGAUUGGAUGUAAGCACCCCAGCUCCAACAUGGAGACACUAGAGAAAAUUCAGCCAAACAGGCAAGUGAUCUUCUUUAUUUUGGUGGUGUUCUUAGCUCAGGUUCACCCAGAGCCUAUUCGCUAUUCUGUGCAGGAAGAAACAGAGAGUGGCUCCUUUGUAGCCCAUCUAACCCAGGACCUGGGCUUGGGAGUUGGGGAGCUGGCCGCCAGGUCAGCCAGGGUGGUGUCUGACAAUGACAAGCUCAGCUUGCAGCUGGAUCGUCAGACUGGAGAUUUGCUUCUGAGGGAGAAACUAGAUCGGGAGGAGUUAUGUGGUCCCGCUGAGCCUUGUAUAAUGCAUUUCCAAGUGUUCCUGGAAACACCUGUGCAAUUUUUUGAAGGAGAAUUAUCAAUCGAGGACAUAAAUGAUCACUCCCCAAUAUUCCCAACAAAGGAAAUGCUGUUGAAAAUACCGGAAAACAGCCCACCAGGGACUUUGUUUCCACUGACAUUGGCUCAAGAUCUGGAUGUGGGCAGAAAUGGUCUUCAAAAAUAUACCAUCAGUCCCAAUUCUCAUUUUCAUGUCCUCACUCGAAAUCAUAGUGAGGGCAAGAAAUACCCAGACUUGAUGCAGGACAAAGAGCUGGAUAGAGAGGAGCAGGCUGAGUUUAGCUUAACUCUCAUGGCACUGGAUGGUGGGUCCCCACCCAGGUCUGGCACCAUCACCGUGCAAAUUCAGGUCAUGGAUGUCAAUGACAAUGCCCCUGAAUUUGUGCACACCCCAUAUAAGGUGCAGGUCCUGGAGAACAGUCCACUAGAUUCACCAAUACUUACUGUGUUAGCUAGGGAUAUAGAUGCUGGAAACUUCGGGAGUGUUUCCUAUGGUUUUUUCCAAGCAUCAGAUGAAAUUAAACAAACUUUCUCCAUAAAUGAAGUCACAGGAGAAAUCAGACUGACAAAGAAAUUGGAUUUUGAACAAACUAAAAUUUACCAUGUGGAAAUUGAGGCUACAGACGGAGGAGGCCUUUCUGGAAAAAGCACUGUAAUCAUAGAGGUGGUGGAUGUAAAUGACAACGCCCCUGAACUGGUCAUAUCUUCACUCACUGACUCCAUCCCAGAAAAUGCUCCUGAAACGGUAGUCUCUAUCUUCCGAAUUAGAGACAGGGACUCUGGAGACAAUGGGAAGAUGACUUGCUUUAUUCCAGAUAAUCUGCCAUUCAUUUUAAAACCAACUUUCAAGAAUUUCUACACCCUGGAAACAGGGAGCACGCUGGACAGAGAAAUGGCGGCGCGUGUGUGCGCGAGGAGCGGGGCGGCGGCGCGGGGAGGCUCGCCGGGGCCCGAGGGCCACUUCCCGGGCCACCUGGUGGACGUCAGCGGCGCCGGGACGCUGUCCCACAGCUACCAGUAUGAGGUGUGUCUGACGGGAGAACCCAGGACUGGUGAGUUCAAAUUCCUGAAGCCAAUGUUCCCCAACCUCUUGGUUCAAGAUACUGAGAAUGAAAUUAAGGAAAACUCCAAUUGCAGGAACAGUUUUCUAUUUACUUAAGUACUGUAUUUUGUCAAUUGAAUUUCUCCUUAAUUUUGGUAAUUGUUUUGGAAAGACUCCUUUUGAAUAGUCUUUCUUUUAAGAAAUUGUAUUGUUGGUAAUGUAUGUCUAUUGCAAAACCAAGCCUGUUUCUGAUCACACUUAAUUUCUUCCUUAUAAGUGUUACAUUUAGCAUUUUUUUAGUUGCACAGGUUAGAGUAUUUAUUUUCUUCUUAUUUGACUUUCUCUUAGCUAUAAAUCAUUCCAACUACAAUUUACCUAAAUAGUGUCAGAAGAAAAAUUUCAACCAACUUCUUGUUUAGUUAUUGUAAUUUUAAUGAAGCAUUUUAAAGUUUUUAUGUAACCUUGUAUUGCUUUAUAUUGCUUGUCUUUAUCAUAUAACUUCAUCUGCAAGACCAGAGUGAUUUCUUAUAGUCACCUAAGAUUUCUUGUUGACCUCCCUUCCAGGCUAUGCCCCCUGAAUAUAUAACAGCAUGUUUGUUUCUCCAAAAUUAUAUAUAAACAUGCUUAUGUAUUGAUAUACUGUUGUGAUCUUCUUCCAUGUUCAAUGCCAUAUAUGUUAGAGGUUACAUCAUUUACUUGGUUGUUAUAGACCAAGAAUAUAGUAAGCACUUCAUUAAUACUAAAAUUAAAAUUUUACAUUAUUCUCAUAAAUAAUAACAAAAAAUAGGUCCUUAUUUAAUGUCAGUUAAACAUAGGUCCUUAUUUAAUGUCAUUGUUUGGUAAUAAUCCUUUUAAAAAUCUCCAAACUUUAAAUCAACUUUAAAUUUUUAUGAAGUUUCCAAGACUCCAGAGAAUAUCAUAUACUCCUUGUUCUUCCUUUUCCUCAGAAAUGGGGGUUCAAAUGUAGCUUAAUGUACAUAUUUCUCUUGGUUUUCCUGUAGCUUCCCCAAUCUUUCAAAGGCAAUCAGAGAAAAUGUUCCAAAUUUUGGUUAUCCUAUCAACUUUGAGUUUCAUAUCAAAUUGUCACUCAGAGUUAUUUUGUAAACAUGGAAAGUCAUUACCAAUAAAUAACUUAGUUUUGAUGUCAGUUAUCUUUUGUUUUGUUCUUUGAUUUCGC